Trichobilharzia regenti is the source of this 3174-nucleotide messenger RNA. The record is from the annotation of a GenBank genome assembly. NCBI's taxonomy places the organism in Eukaryota, Metazoa, Platyhelminthes, Trematoda, Strigeidida, Schistosomatidae.
AUUUCCCACAUUUUUACAAAAUAAAUAAUUUUAGAAUUUAAGUUGGGAUUUAUUUAUUUAUUUAUGGCUUUUUUCUUCAAAACAAGACGCAAACUCUCGGUAUAACUUUCAUCAACAGAAAAAAAUAUGUGAAUUCAGUCUACACGCGAGAGGGAAAUAAAAACAAUUAUAAAAUCAUCGAAAUGGAUUACUUAUUUGUCUCAAUCCUAUGCUUAAAUUUUGAAUUUCUUUGUUUUAAAAUAUCACUGGAUGCAAAAUAAUACAUGUACGCGCGUCUUUUAAAUUCCACGAUGAUUAUUUCUAUUAUCAUUAUUCCAGAAUAAAUCAAAAUGAUUAAUUUAUUAUCUAGUUUAUCCGUUUAAUUAAUUAAUGUAGAUAAUGCAGAAAGACAAUUUAAGUUAUGUAACAUUUGUACCAUUGUAUGGAAUUUGGCAUAUUUAUUUCACAGCAAUUAUACUCGGUGCAAUUAUUAUUUGUACAGUUAUUGGAAAUAUGUUUGUUGUUGUGGCAAUACUAACUGAUCGACAUUUACAACGUGUCUCUAACUAUCUCAUACUGAGUUUGGCCAUAGCAGAUUUAAUGGUGGCUACCUUGGUUAUGCCUGUUAGUGCGUUAAAUGAAGUAUCAGAAAAAUGGUGGCUUGGUGUUCCACUGUGUGAUAUAUGGACAGUUAUGGAUGUUCUCUGUUGUACAGCGUCUAUUCUACAUCUUGUAGCUAUUGCAAUUGAUCGUUAUUGGGCUAUAACCCAAGUUGAUUAUGUAAGAGGUCAAAAUAAAAAACCAAUAUACAUUAUGAUAAUAAUUGUCUGGAUAUUAUCCUUAGCUAUUUCAUUGCCAACACGUUUCCAUACAUCAAGAAAUGCUGAUUUAUACAAUGAUGUUCUAUACGCAGGUGAAUGUAACAUAAACAAGGAAUACGUUUUUACAAUAUUCUCAACAGUUGUCGCCUUUUAUAUGCCAAUGACAUUUUUAAUCGGUGUUUAUGCUAAAAUUUAUCAAGCCGCUAGAGAAAGAAUUAGAAAGAAACGAUUUCGAUCACCGUCUUCAAUAAUAACAACAACAACAGCAAUAGGAACAGGAACACUGUCAGCAGCUGCCUCGUCAGUGGCUAAAACAACAACACUACCAAUCACUACAAAAUCAACACCAUUAAUUGCUUUAUCAAAACGAUUAAGUAAUUUCAAUAGGCGUAGAAUACAAAAGCCACAUCAUCAUGAUGACCUUGACAGACAAUAUCAAAGAAUUAAUUCAAAAUAUUCACUAACUAGGUGUACAACGUGUUCAAUAUGCCUAAAUACUCACUUAUUAACUUGUGCGUUAAAAAAAAUAUCUGUUGAUAAUAUUCAAUCACAAACAAGUAAUGAAUACUUAGAAGUUGGCUCAAUAUUCUCUGAAAAUGAAACAUCAUCACCAUAUUUUAGCGAGUGUACAAAUGAAUUUUCUGAUAAAUUCAAUGUGACCGCCAACUGUUAUCAUACACAUAAACAAAAUGGUAUUAAAUUUUUAAAUAUGAAUAAUCAUGGUGUGAUUAAAAUGAAUAGUGUAGAUAAACAAAAUCCUUUUGUUCAAUGUUCCAAUACACUAUUGAAACAAUUCACUACAGCAGAUAAUCAUAUAAAUUGUAUACAAGAAAAUUAUCAUUGUAAUUAUGCAAAUUUUUCACGAAAUAAUUCCACAUCAGUUAAACAUAAUUUAGAAAGUGUGAAUAAAGGAAGCGAAAUAAAGGAGAGAAAUGUUUCUUGUACAAAGAUAUCGACUCGGAGAGAAGUUCAAUUAACUUCUAGCACUUCAGCAUCUGCAUCAUCAUCAUCAUCAUCAAGUGAUAUUAAUGUGAAUAAUAUCACUGAAACCGAAUGUAAGACGCCAGGGAAUUCCGCUAACUGUCUCAGUGUUGGCAUACAAGACGAGAAAGGUUCAAUCAACAACGAUACACAACUAAUCCCCAUAAAUUCAACAAUCGACCAUAAACCAAAUCAAAGUGAGUUCCUCCAAGAUAAUUUGAAAUCAGGCGAAUUCGAUGAAGAGAUUAAUACACCUCAAGUUGAAUUAGAAUUUACUUUAAACGAAUUGAAAAAAUCAUUCGUUCCAAGCCCAUUGCUGCUAGAAUUAGAUGAUAUAUCAAAUCAUUUAACUUAUUUACAGAAUCCUGUACAUUAUGUGAGUAAAUAUUCAAUUUAUCCAACAAACUGUGAUGGUGAUGAUGAUGACAAUGAUGAAAGUGAUGACAGUCCAGGCAACUGGAUCAAUAAAUCAGAAAGUAUCAAUACUAAACGAUAUACCUAUCCAAUUUCACCUCAUCUUUCUUCACUUGAUAGUUUACUCAGUGCAAAUCAUUUAUAUUGUCCUUCAGUUUAUGAACACUCCUCAUUACUUCAUAUAAAAUCGCCUUAUUAUUACGAUGAUUUACCACAAAACUUAUGUACGCUUAACUCUGGAAAUUUAAAAAAACCGCCAAACACUAACAUAAAUAAAGAUGAUGAUGGUGAUAAUAAAAGUGAUCCUUUAAAACGAACUAAUAAUAAUUCUCCAUUAAAACCGCCUAAUCAAACCUGUGAAUUAGUUCAAACAAUAGAUAUUAAUAAUAGUAAGCAAAAUAUAACAAUGAAUAUGAAAAAGAACACAGUGAAGAAGAAUAUUUCAGUUACAGUAGAAGAAGAUACUAAGAAAGAAGUUAAAAAAGACGAAAAACUAUUAACUGUGACUACUACUAAUACUACUAACACUGAUAUCAGUAGUACAGUCAAUACCACGGAGAAUUCCAGUACUACACCUAGUAAUAAAUCCAAUUUAUCACCUGAAAAAAAAGUGAAUAUAACCAGUCAACAUCUGCCUCCAAUAUCAUCGUCAAAAACGGUUGCCCAUAAAAAUAUCAAUGAAGCUGAAUUACAACGUGAACGAAUAGAGAAUAGUCGUGAGCGUAAAGCUGCACGUACACUGGCAAUUAUAACAGGUUGUUUUAUCCUAUGUUGGUUACCAUUCUUUUUACACGCAUUGAUUGCACCAUUUUGUUUCCCACAUUGUAAUAUACACCGAUUAGCUGCAAGUUUUCUUCUCUGGUUAGGUUAUUUAAAUUCACUAUUAAAUCCUAUCCUGUAUACUGUAUUUGCACCAGAUUUUAGAAAUGCUUUCAGAAAGAUUAUUUGUGGUAAAUUUUACACGAAUAGAAAACGAUAA